Messenger RNA from Penicillium coprophilum, 189 nucleotides. RefSeq lists its product as uncharacterized. The record is from RefSeq and is a predicted model, not a curated record. Lineage: Eukaryota; Fungi; Ascomycota; Eurotiomycetes; Eurotiales; Aspergillaceae. Bases 1 to 189 code for a protein of 62 amino acids. The transcript has 2 exons.
AUGAGCUGUUGGUGCCUGAGGCCACAAUAUCCAGUGACCUUCAGGCGCCAACCUCAUCUCCAGCUUAUCGCUGUACUGUCCUUCUUUGAUAUCCUGUACUCGGCCAAUGGGGCAGUAAUUCUUGGUCUGUUCUUGAUCUUGUCGCCUGGAUUCACCCAGUUCAAUAAGUCCUACCCCUCCCACCUUUAG